GUGGUUCCCCGGCCUCUCCUACCUGCGCAGGUUCCCGCAGACCCGGAAACUGCUGACUGGGAUAGAGGCGAGCUGGGGCCCGGAUUGACUUCUAAAGAAUCCAGUUACAAGAAGAAGAAGCCCAGAAGUGGAAAGAAAAGGAUUCAGAAAUGGCUCUUACUCAGAGGCCUUUGACAUUCAGGGAUGUGGCCAUAGAAUUUUCUCAAGACGAGUGGACGUGCCUGGACCCUGCUCAGAGGACUUUAUACAGGGACGUGAUGUUGGAGAACUACAGGAACCUGGUCUCCCUAGGUAUCUCUUCUUUAUGUAUGAUAAAUGUAUUGCCAUCUACAGAGAGCAGUAGUACAGAAGAAAUAUCCCCCACAGUGAUGUUGGAAAGGAAUGAAAACCAUGACAUUGAAGACUUUGGCUUUAGGGAAGUCCAGAAGAAUAUACACAAUUUUGAGUGUCAGUGGAGAGAUGAUGAAAGACAUUGCAGUGGAGUCCUUAUGACUCCUCAGGGAAAUCUCACUGGUAGGAGAGAUCAGCAUGAUAGGAAGGAUUCAGGAAACAAGCUUGUUAAUAAUCAGUUGGGAUUGAACACCCAAUCAUAUCUACCAGAACUAGAGCUAUUUAAGUUUGAAGAGAAAAUUUAUGAAUCUAGUAAUCCCAUGGAGCCACUUGUCAAAAGUGAUUUCUUGAUUUCCCCACCCCACAGAAUUCCUUCUACUAUGACACCUCACCUUUCUCAUAAACAUGUGUAUGAUGUUAUGGAUUCAUUAUUCCAACAAAGAGAGAAACCACAGAUAGUGACAGAACAUUACAAAUGUACUGAGUGGGACAAGGCCUUUAAUCAAAGCUUACAUUUCAAUACUCAUCAAAUAACGCAUGAGGAAGGGAAUCAAUUUAAAUGCGAUAUAUGUGCCAGGGUGUUCAAUAAAAAAUCAAGCCUUAGAAGUCAUCAGAGAGUCCAUGCUGUAAAGAAAACUUACAAGUGUAAUGAAUGUGGCAAGGUCUUCAAUUACAUUUCACGGCUUGCACGGCAUCGGAAAAUCCACACUGGAGAGAAACCUUACAAAUGUAAUGAAUGUGGAAAGGUAUUCCGUGAAAGUUCAGCCCUUGCACAGCAUUGGAGAAUUCACACUGGAGAGAAACCUUACAAAUGUAAUGAAUGUGGAAAGCUAUUCCGUUCAAGUUCGAUUCUUGCACAACAUCGAAGAAUUCAUACUGGAGAGAAACCUUAUAAAUGUAAUGAAUGUGGUAAGGUAUUCCGUGAAUGUUCAGGACUUGCACGACAUCGCAGAAUUCACACUGGAGAAAAACCUUACAAAUGUAAUGAAUGUGGCAAAAUGUUCGGUCAUAAAUCAUCCCUACAAAUGCACUGGAGGAUUCAUACUGGAGAGAAACCUUACAAAUGUAAUGAAUGUGGAAAGGUAUUUAAUCGUAUUUCACACCUUGCAAAACAUCAGAGAAUUCACACUGGAGGGAAACCUUACAAAUGUAAUGAUUGUGACAAAAUGUUCGGUAAUAAGUCAUCCCUAGGAAAGCAUUGGAGAAUUCAUGGACAGAAACCUUACAAAUGCAAUGAAUGUGGAAAGGUCUUCAGUCCAAUCUCAUGCUUAGCACAUCAUCAGAGAGUUCCUACUAGAAACAAACCUUAGAAAUGUAACAAGUCUGGCCAAAUCUUUAGUGUGCUCCAUACUAGAGAAGCCUUUCAAAUAUAAUAAAUAAAACAUGCAUGGCAGGGUUUUCAGUGACAGUUCGUACCUUGAACUCAUCAGAGAUUUCAUUCUGGAGAAACAUCUUACUAAUAGGGUAACGUGAUUAAUGUAGGAAGGUAUUUUCUUAGAAUUAAAGCUUUGGAGCGCAUUAAGUAAUUGACACUAGAAGGAAGCUUUCCAAGUGUGAGCAAUGCAGCAGAGUCUUUGGUUGUCAUGUAAAGAUUAACCAUCAGUUAAUCCAUGGAAGGGGAAAACCUAUCUAAUUUACUCAGUGGCAAACAUUAGGGCAUAAUUGUGACAUUUGGGUUUUUUGAACAUUCCCUUUUUUUUUUUUUUGACAGUCUCACUACAUCGCCUCUGGUAGAAUACUAUGGCGUCACAGCUCACAGCAACCUCCAACUAUUGGGCUUAAGCGAUUCUCUUGCUUCAGCCUCCCAAGUGGCUGGGACUACAGGUGCCCGCCACAACUCCCAGCUAUUUUUGUUGUUGUUGUUGUUGUCGUUUAGUGAGCCGCAGGCCAGGUUCAAACCCACCAGCCCCAGUGUAUGUGGCUAGCUCCCUAACCACUGAGCUAUGGGCUUUGUGCCUUUUUGAACAUUCCUUGCUGGAGUCAAACCUGAGGAGCACAGACUCGGCGCCCAUAGCACAGUGGUUAUGGCACUGUCUACAUACACCAAGGCUGGCAAGUUCAAACCCCGCCCAGGCCAUCUAAACAACAAAAAAAUAGCUGAGCAUUGUGUCGGUCGCCUGUAGUCCCAGCUACUUAGGAGGCUGAGGCAAGAGAAUCGCUUUAGCCCAAGAGUUGGAGGUUGCUGUGAGCUUUGAC
Nycticebus coucang (slow loris) is the source of this 2526-nucleotide messenger RNA. RefSeq names its product zinc finger protein 347-like. The record is from RefSeq and is a predicted model, not a curated record. Gene Ontology annotation, molecular function: DNA-binding transcription repressor activity, RNA polymerase II-specific. Gene Ontology annotation, biological process: negative regulation of transcription by RNA polymerase II. Lineage: Eukaryota; Metazoa; Chordata; Mammalia; Primates; Lorisidae.